Messenger RNA from Giardia duodenalis, 2253 nucleotides. RefSeq lists its product as uncharacterized. The coding region runs from base 1 to 2253 and encodes 750 amino acids. Lineage: Eukaryota; Fornicata; Diplomonadida; Hexamitidae. The record is from RefSeq and is a predicted model, not a curated record. The transcript has a single exon.
AUGGAUGUCUGGGGCGGGACGCUGGGAGCGUUGGGAGAGGCGGGCAGCUGGCCGGCAGUUUACCUCCUGGCUUCCUAUCUGCAGGCCACCAGGGGUCCAGAGGGGCCUCGCUGGGCCUUAUAUGCUCUGCAGGCAGUCCUCUCUGAUACGCGCUUACAAGUGUCUCCUGUUCUAGCGGAACUCGAGAGCCGGAGCGACGAAUACAGAAGGGAAAUCAGUUUGUUUUUGGAGCAAGGGAAGCCCCUACAAAUCGACCUCCAUGUUCCCUGGGUGGUCAUGUCAGUCAUCCUCUGUUUAGAAACAAACCUGUGGGCAACUAAGGACCACCCUGAUCCAAUAAAUCAAGAGUCUUGCUACACGGUCAUUAGCAGAAACCUGAGCUUCGCAUCAAUUAGCUUUGGACAUAUCCGCGGCCACCUCCAAGAUGAGGCCACUGCGACAUUAAACAGUGCGAGUGAGCUAUUGGAUGUGGCCAUUUGGAUUUCUAAUUUCAUGCUGUAUCUAUCCGAGUCUCUUCUCAAAUUGUCUUAUUACAACAGUGACUGUGCAGAGCUGUACAUCGGAGAACCAACCCACCAAUCUGAGCCCAUGAGUCACGUGGAUAUGCAGAGCCUUCAGGAGGCCAACUGUGAGUCCCGAGGCAAGGAGCUCACUGUGACACAGCCUUCAGAAGCCUCGUUUCUGGACCUCUUAACUCGUUGUAAAGACUUGUACAUCAUAGCAGAGUCGAUUCGCAGCACGAUAUUCGUCCGUCUCCGCGAUCUCCAGUUUGAUCCUCCACUAGCUCUUCAAUUGAUGACCCACCUCUUCUGGGCACCGGGGCAGUCCUUUGAGGAUGGUGUAUAUGGUGCCAAGAAGAUAUAUAACAGGCUUCAAGGGCUGACAGCGGUGUCUCUUUCUCAAGUAAGCACCUCGGACGGAAACUUCGUUUCUCUAGAGAGUCUACAACAGGAAUGCUCAAACCAUGCCGCAUACUACAAUAGUGACCAGCUUGUAGCCUCGCAGCUGGCGUGUCUGAAGGUGCUUCAACUCCUUGAGCUCGCUCCUGUGCUAUCUGUUCGUCCCGCCAGUAUAAAAAGGCUUCAGCGGCUCUUCCUCUCAUCACUUCGUGUUCUAGAGGCCCACAAACACCAAGAAAUAACAGAGUCCGUGCUUCAGCAAACAGAGUCUUUCUCUGUCCUUGCAGAGCUUGCAGGCAUCCACCGAAGAGGCCCACCACGCCCUGUAGCCUAUCUUCGAUUGUUCUUCUACAAAGCUGUCUUGAACUACUAUUGCAACACGCCGCAGAAAGACCUUUAUGACAUUAUUCUAUGCAACCUAGACUCUACUUCCAUACGCGAUAUGAAUAGGAUUGAAAGCACAGAUAUUCAAGCCGUACUACUUUCAAUCAAUGAAUAUGCUGGUGUGCUACUGAAGACUGUGGAGACUUGUAUUACAAACAUAUGCACCGAUGACCGUGCAGACCCUGAGAUUGAGCUUGCCGGCCACAUAGAUAGUCUUUCUGGACUACUAAUCUGUCUUCCGUGUAGGCCAGAUCCCUUUGCUGACCUUAUUGCUCUUACAAACAGCACAAUCUCUCUAUUGUAUUAUUAUGAGGAACUUAGGUUACAGAAUAUACAGUAUGUAAUUAGUUUUACUCGCAAUUUAUUUUUUAAAAUAGCAAUCCAAAAGUUGCGAAAGCUUUUUGUCAAGCUUGUAAAGCUCUACGCGUUAAUUUUAAAUCUCGGCUACCCAGCUGCUCAAUUGGAAACAGAGUGCUUUCAAGAGCGCACUUCACGGCUUCUGGCCAGGAAGCUGCAGGGGCAAUCACGAGUGGACCACCAGUUUAUUGCAAAAGAGGCCAUUCAACAUGCUAAGGUCCUGGUUCUAAGCUACUACAACGAAGACGAACCUGGGUUUUCCUUUGCUACCCUAGCCAAGACUGUAUCGUUUAUGAUCGUCGAAAGCGCUAACGAUGCAUCUCUUCAGGAAAGCCUCCAGUGCAUCUUAUUCUACUUGAUGAUGGAGACACCGAUAUGCCUCUUUGAUUACAUUAUGACCGCUCGCAUAAUACGUGAACUACACGCUGACCUUGUCUCUGCAAACAAUAUAGAAAUUCUUCUAUCGACUAGCAAAGGCCUCUUUACUCACUUUGAUCAUGACACUAUCCUGAAUAGAUUUGGUAAUGUAAGUGGUGAUAUGCAGUCACAUCUUUCAACUACCUAUUCUGAGCUUCUGUUAGCCCUUGUGCUUUGUUCUGAGGUGUUUUUAUAA